AUGGGCGCUAAUUUGACGUCACCACAGCAACAUCGUUCGCAGACAUCUGUCUGUAAUCACCUGUUCUCACCGGGGGAUGGUGGCCCGACGUUUGCACCGCAACGUGAGCGCGCUGUCGUCAAGGAAUCCAUGCUAAUGCAAGGAUGGAACUGGAGCAAAAGAAAUAUUCAACCUGUUAUGAGUAGAAGGUCAUAUGCGAAAAGCGAAGCUUCUUCCGAUGCAACUUCUUCUCGCUCCAGUGAUAGUCUCGUAUCAUUCACAAGAAAUGUUGGAUCUCAAUACGGCAAUGGAAAAGUAUCCAUUUCCCUUGACAAAAACCAAAACUAUAGCGCAAAAUCUGCGGACAGCUCGACAACGACAAUAAUCCCUAACUAUUAUAGUAUUCGCGACGAGAUUCGACGGGGAUUCCAUUUAAAUAAACAAGAUUUGGCUAAUAAUAACCUUAAUCGAAACGCUAUUGGAUCGCCGAAGCAUAUCCCAAGACCCCGAAUUCGCGACGAAAAUUCUAACGCUCUAACUCCAACUGAACCAGAACCUACUACUACACUUCAAGAUACUACUCGAUCACGAAAAACAAUAAUCCAAGCUUCUACAUCGGAACUUUUACGAGGUCUUGGCUCCUAUAUUGCCAGUAUGUGUGUCGUCCCGGAAUUCGAAGCCGCCCAUCUAGUAACAUGGCUUCGUUCUGUAGACAGAUCUCUCUUGCUACAAGGCUGGCAGGAUAUCGCAUUUAUUAAUCCAGCGAAUCUCGUGUUCAUUUUUAUGAUUGUUCGUGAUAUUUUACCAGACGAACGCCACACAAUUGGAUCUCUCGAGGAAUUGCACGCAUGGAUACUCAGCUGCCUUUAUGUAUCCUAUUCGUAUAUGGGUAACGAAAUAUCGUAUCCACUGAAGCCAUUUCUCGUUGAGACAGAUCGCAACGCAUUCUGGACCCGCUGUGUUCGAAUGGUAAACUCGCAUAGUAAAAAGAUGCUUCUUCUCAACUCAUCAUCGACAUUUUUCACCGAGGUCUUCACCGAUCUCAAGCAAUUCUCAAUCGACACCUAG
Molecule: messenger RNA, 1047 nt
Organism: Caenorhabditis bovis
Lineage: Eukaryota; Metazoa; Nematoda; Chromadorea; Rhabditida; Rhabditidae
Source: the annotation of a GenBank genome assembly